AUUUUAUGUAUGUAAUUGGGUUACAAUGAUUGGGUCUAUCCUGCAGGGCGGAUUGACUAUUAUCCAGAAUUUUUCUUCUUAAGCUACGUUAAUAUUAUCAUUAUUAUCAAUUAAUCACCAUGUUGCAGCCGCCAUGCGGGAAGAAAUCAAAUCGCUAUAAAGAUACCGAUUAAUUAUUUCUUAGGGAAUCGUAUUGGGAAACAAUUAGUCGGCCUAACGACAUUUUAAACGCUGCUUGAGUGGCCAUAAAAGCGCUCAGAGUUCCUGAAUGCCAAUAAAUUGUCAAAGAAUCGUUUAGGAGCAUGUCUAAGAGGGCGGAAAUCUUCUACACGGGGCAGACGUUUAUUUUCAACAUUUACUCGCUGAUGCCACAAGAACAGCGCUGGAAAAGAAUUCUCCAUGAGAUCAACUACUGGCACGUCAUGGGCUUCUGGGUGCUCCUGUUCGAUCUUCUGCUGGUGCUGCACGUAGUGUCCAACCUGAACAACAUGUUCGAGAUAGUCAGGGCCAUCUUUGUGCUGGCCACGAGCGCCGGACAUACCACCAAGCUGAUAUCCGUCAAGAUGAAUAAUGUGGCGCUCCAGCAGCUGUUCGACCGCCUGGACGAUGAGGACUUCCGUCCGGAGGGACCUGAGGAGCGGGCCAUAUUUGCGGCAGCCUGCGAGACGACCCGCAAAACGCGAGACUACUACGCGGCGCUGUCAUUUGCGGCCCUCGCAAUGAUACUGAUCCCACAGUUCGUGCUCGACUGGUCGCAUCUGCCACUGGGCACCUACAACCCAUUCGAUGACAAUCCGGGCUCGGCCGGAUACUGGCUGUUGUACUGCUACCAGUGCCUGGCGCUCUCGACCUCGUGCCUCACGAACAUUGGCUUCGACUCCUUGUGCUGCUCGCUUUUCAUAUUCGUGAAUUGCCAAUUGGACAUUCUGGCACUGCGCCUGCAGAAGAUCGGCCAAGGUAAGGACAACGACAACGGAAACACUAAGAUGAGCAUUGAUGUGCAACUGAAGCAAUGCAUCCGCUUCCACAUUGCGAUCGUGGAUUUGGCCGAGACUAUAGAGCGUCGGCUCUGCACACCGAUAUCGAUGCAGAUCUUCUGCUCGGUACUGGUGCUGACAGCCAACUUCUAUGCCAUAGCCUUGUUGUCCGAUGAGAAGCUGGCCUUGUUCAAGUUCGUAACCUACCAGGCCUGCAUGCUGAUGCAGAUCUUCAUGCUGUGCUAUUUUGCGGGCGAGGUCACCCACUGCAGUGCCGAGCUGCCCCAUCGGCUCUACAAUACCAAUUGGGUGGACUGGAGUCGCUCCGAUCGCCGGAAUGCAUUGCUCUUCAUGCAACGUCUCCACUACGAGCUGAGGAUAAGGACCAUAAGCCCCAGUCGUGCCUUCGACCUGGCGCUCUUCAGCUCGAUUGUGAACUGUUCCUACAGCUACUUUGCCCUGCUGAAGCGCGUUAACAGUUAGAAUCUGAUUGUUAUCAAUGGAUUACCUAAAAAUAAAUUCAAAUAUUACCGGGCAACCAUCAAGAUUUCAAUCCUCCCUGCAGCAAUAUGGUCACACUAGUAGCUGGCAAAAAAAACUAGAAAAGUAUUUUUAUCGCUUAUCGAUUUAGCAAAGCACGCAAUUAAAUUAAAUAAAGAAAUGCAGUAAAUUACGCGCAGAAAAUUGUAUUCUCGGGCAAA
This is a messenger RNA of Drosophila pseudoobscura, 1678 nucleotides long. RefSeq names its product odorant receptor 46a-like. Gene Ontology annotation, biological process: detection of chemical stimulus involved in sensory perception of smell; sensory perception of smell. Lineage: Eukaryota; Metazoa; Arthropoda; Insecta; Diptera; Drosophilidae. The coding region runs from base 303 to 1460 and encodes 385 amino acids. The transcript has 4 exons. The record is from RefSeq and is a predicted model, not a curated record. Gene Ontology annotation, cellular component: plasma membrane. Gene Ontology annotation, molecular function: odorant binding; olfactory receptor activity.